Molecule: messenger RNA, 2363 nt
Organism: Dalotia coriaria
Lineage: Eukaryota; Metazoa; Arthropoda; Insecta; Coleoptera; Staphylinidae
Product: mitochondrial potassium channel ATP-binding subunit
Exons: 6
Coding region: 222-2285 (687 amino acids)
Biological process (GO): oligopeptide export from mitochondrion
Cellular component (GO): mitochondrial inner membrane
Molecular function (GO): ATP hydrolysis activity; ATP binding; ABC-type oligopeptide transporter activity
Source: RefSeq, a predicted model, not a curated record
ACCGGUGGCGUUUUCACUUAUCUUUUGGAACACGUUCCAAGUUAUCCCUAAUACAUGCUUAACAAAUUCUUGCUAUAAAUGUUUAAUAUAGGCAACUUUUUAUACACUAGCCUUUCGUGACUUGACUCUCUUCAUUGCUUACAAAAAUGUAAAUAUUCAAAUUAUUCAACGACAAUGACGUAUAAACUCUAGUUAAAUAGUGUUAACAUCUAUCUGCAAACAUGUGGAAGCUUUGCCAGUUUGCCUCCACGGCAAAUGCACCUUUGAGAUAUUCUCUAAAGGGAAUUACAACUAAUGGUAGUUUACUAUCAAGAAACAGUGUACGAAAAUUUUACACUAAAUUACAGCCCCCAAAACAACCACCAUGCACCAAAAAUGUCAAUUACAAAUUGGUAAACAUCAUUGGCAGUUCACUGACUGGUGUUGGAUUGUUUAAAAUUUACUCUAAUAAUAAUGUUUUGUGCAAAGCACAGACCACUAGAAUGGUGGGCUUUAGAAAGGGCCAAGAGCAUGAGAUUCCAUUUAAUUGGAGCAUGCUGUGGCAUUAUUUGAAGCCCAGUUUUAUUUAUUUCAUUUGUGCUAUUGCUGGGGCACUUGUAGUUGCAAUUUUAAACAUUCAGAUACCACAGCUGAUGGGUUCUGUUAUCAAUGUUAUAUCAAAGUUUACAGAAACAAAAGACAGUGAGAUAUUUGUGAAUGAAAUGAAAGUGCCUGCUUUGAAGUUGAUUGGCAUGUAUGUUGCUCAAUCACUGUUUACUUUUGCAUAUAUUUUCAAUUUAUCAAUAAUUGGUGAGAGGAUGGCAUACAAGAUGAAGCAGGAUUUGUUUGCAUCAAUUGUAAGACAGGAUAUUGAGUUUUUCGAUCGACAACGCACUGGGGAAAUUAUAAAUCGAUUGACGACGGACAUUCAAGACUUCAAAAGCAGUUUCAAGCAAACUAUCUCAGGUGGUUUGCGAGCCGGCACUCAAAUUCUGGGUUGCUCUGUAUCAUUAUUUAUGAUUUCACCACACAUGACUUUUGUUACGUUAUUAUGCAUCCCAACAAUAGUUGCGGUGGGCACUGUAUUCGGCGCCAUGUUGCGCAAAACCUCACGACGUGCUCAGAGUCAAAUGGAGAAAACUACAGCAGUUGCCGAUGAAGCUGUCGGUAACAUUAGAACAGUAAGAGCUUUUGCAAUGGAGGAGUGCGAAACGAAUUUAUUCGAUCAGGAAGCUGUCGAGGCCAUGGUUUUAAACCAAAAAUUAGGUUUAGGUGUUGGUCUGUUUCAAGCAGGCACGAAUUUAUUUUUGAACGGGAUGGUUUUGGGUGUGGUUUACAUGGGUGGAUAUCUUCUAAGUACAGAUCAACUAUCGCCAGGUCAACUGAUGGCGUAUUUAAUGGCUACUCAAACGAUUCAACGAUCCUUAGGGCAGAUGUCGCUGUUGUUUGGUAGUGUAAUUCGUGGUAUGGCAUCUGGUUCACGCGUUUUUGAGUACAUCAACAUGGAGCCACGUAUGAAACUUCUCGGAGGUAAAACCAUCCCAUUCCACACUCUGCGUGGCGAGUUAGAGUUUAAAGACGUUGAAUUUGCGUAUCCCACCCGCUCGGAACACACAGUGUUGGAUAAAUUCACUCUGCACGUGCCUGCUGGUAAGACAGUCGCCAUUGUAGGCGCAUCCGGUAACGGCAAAUCAACAGUUGUGGCGUUAUUGGAACGUUUCUAUGACGUGAAGUCCGGUUCAAUUACACUCGACGGACAUGACAUCCGCACUCUGGAUCCAACAUGGUUGCGCCAACGUGCAUUGGGUCUUAUCAGUCAAGAACCCAUCUUAUUUGGCACGACUGUAAUGGAGAAUAUCCGAUAUGGUAAACCGGAUGCCACCGACGAUGAAGUGAUGGCCGCCGCAAAGAUGGCGAACGCGCAUGAAUUUAUCAUUGGAUUUCCGGCUGGUUAUGAAACGAUGGUGGGUGAACGUGGGGCUGCGUUGUCUGGCGGACAAAAACAGCGAAUUGCAAUUGCAAGGGCUUUAUUGAAAAAGCCGUCGGUGCUGAUUUUGGAUGAAGCAACCAGUGCUUUAGAUACAGAAUCUGAAAAGAUUGUGCAGAAUGCGCUGGAUCAUGCGAGUUGUGGUAGAACAACGAUUGUUAUUGCGCAUAGGUUGUCAACUGUGAAGAAUGCUGAUUUGAUUGUUGUAUUAAGUAAGGGGAAAAUUGUCGAAAUGGGAACACACGAAUCUCUUCGAAAACUGAAGGGAUAUUAUUAUGCAUUGACCUUUGAACAGGAUAAACAUGCUGAAGGUGGUUGAUUGAUGUAGUUGAGUAAGUUGUUAUUUAUUAAAUAAGUUUGUUACCUAAAUGCAAAAUACAAAUCCUUUACUUUGCAA